Molecule: messenger RNA, 2032 nt
Organism: Dothidotthia symphoricarpi CBS 119687
Lineage: Eukaryota; Fungi; Ascomycota; Dothideomycetes; Pleosporales; Dothidotthiaceae
Exons: 1
Coding region: 142-1602 (486 amino acids)
Source: RefSeq, a predicted model, not a curated record
UUGUGUGAAGGAGGGGUAUGGUCGGACAGAACGCCGAUGCCCCACUCAUCAAAACACCUAAUAAAUGCUCUCGAUCUACUGUAUAGAGCAAAACUCAUCUAACGGGUUGUCCUUGGAAUCACAAAGUGUUCAAAAAUCACAAUGGCUACACCCUCGAAGUCCCUCAACGGAACGCUUGCCUCCCUCCCGCCCCUCCCCUCAACGUCGAAUGAGCUUCGGUCUCAGACACGCAGCGAGAUACAAUCAAAUCCUAACAUACCGAUUCUGGUGGCACUCGACGACGACCCUACUGGUACACAAACCUGCCACGACAUCCCUGUGCUCACAACAUGGAGUGUUGCCGUCUUGACCACUGAAUUCCAAAACACAAGUCCAGGGAGCGGCUUCUUCAUUCUCACGAACUCGCGCGCCCUACACCCCCCUGCUGCACGAGAGCUCACAAUCGAGAUCUGCCGAAACUUGAAGGACGCUGCAGCGCAGGCAGGAAAGUCAUUUGAGGUGGUGCUACGUGGUGACUCUACUUUAAGAGGCCACUUCCCGUUGGAGCCCGAGGCUGUGGAAGAGGCGCUGGGAACAAGCGAUGCGUGGAUUCUCGCGCCAUUCUUCUUGCAGGGCGGACGAUAUACCAUUGAUGAUGUUCAUUAUGUGGCUGAGGGGGAUACCUUGGUCCCUGCAGGCGAGACGCCAUUCGCAAAGGACGCCACAUUUGGUUUCAAGAGCAGCCAUCUCGCAGACUGGGUCGUAGAGAAAAGCAAAGGAACAAUCUCGCGCGGUCGCGUGCAGGGCAUUAGUCUGGGCGAUAUUCGACAUGGUGGCCCUGAUAAGGUUGGCGAGUUGCUACUCAGUGCUGAGAAAGGGACUGUGUUCAUCGUCAAUGCAGCCGCAGAAGAAGACAUGGAUAUAGUGGUUCUCGGCAUCUUGAAAGCUUCUGCAGAAGGCAAGAAAUUCCUCUUCCGCUCGGCCGCAGCGUUUGUCUCUGCGCGCCUAGGCAUCUCGCCCAUACAACCCAUCUCCGCGAGGAAACUGCAGCUCGAUCCUUCAGUUGGCGGUCUCGUCAUUGCAGGGUCUUAUGUGCCAAAAACAACAACCCAACUGAAGGCUUUGGUCGAGAGACGCGGCGAGAAACUAACCACCGUCGAACUGAAUGUCACCAAGCUGCUAGAAAGCGAAGACACUCGAGAAGAAGAACUAAAACGCGCUCUCUCUACUGCCACAACGUCCCUCACACAACCAAAAGACGUUUUGAUAAUGACAUCUCGCGAGCUCGUUGUCGGUGUGGACGAGCGCUCGUCAUUAGAUAUUGGCUCUAUCAUUGCAGCGGCACUCGUUUCUUUUCUCACACGAUUGGACAUUGAACCACGAUAUGUAAUCGCCAAAGGCGGCAUUACUAGUAGUGAUAUGGCCACCAAGGCAUUGAAGAUGAAGCGCGCUACCAUCGUGGGUCAAGCAGCCCCGGGUGUGCCGCUGUGGAGAUGCGACGAAGCAAGUUGUAAAUAUCCUGGAUUGCCUUACGUCGUGUUUCCAGGCAAUGUUGGAGGAGAGUACACCCUCGCGGAGGUGGUAGAGAGAUGGAGUAUGCCGACGCCUAUGAAUCGAUGCUAGAUGUAGAUCUACUGGAACGGGCCGUGGAGUAAUGGUGACACCUCGCGUGUAUGUACUUCCGGUGAACACUAGCUCUGCCCCGCUCCAACGUCAUAAAUCCACGAUAACUCCUACACCCCAGCGACUAUCCCACAGGUUUACUAUUCACCUUUUUGUUCACUUGCUAUAACCUUUGACAAUAGAUUGAAAGCGUGGCUCGUAGUGACGGUGGAUGAGACGUUGGUAUCCUGUACGCUAUCUUAGAACGCUUUGCCGCGUUUAUUGCCCCCUUCACGCGCCUUGAAAUUCUAUCUCCUUGACCCACAUCAAUAUAUCAGCCGGCAAACACCACACACUAGACGAGUAUGGACUCUGCCGAAGGACAAAGUCUGGUUUGGCCGGCACCAGGCGAUUCUCACGGCGAUCGCGUAAAUAUCUCCAUUAAACCACU